Aspergillus wentii DTO 134E9 is the source of this 1289-nucleotide messenger RNA. RefSeq lists its product as uncharacterized. The transcript has 3 exons. The record is from RefSeq and is a predicted model, not a curated record. NCBI's taxonomy places the organism in Eukaryota, Fungi, Ascomycota, Eurotiomycetes, Eurotiales, Aspergillaceae. Bases 162 to 929 code for a protein of 255 amino acids.
GUUCAUCAGAUUCAAAUAUUUACUUCGCUACUCGAUCUAUAUAAGGGUUUCUACACAUCUAGCUUUUUCUAUCCUCUCAAUUGAUUUUAACUGCAACCAUCAGGGCGGACCGUGUGCUCUCCUUGAUCCCCCAAGCACAAGAUGCUCUAUCAAGAAUCAGUAUGAGCGUUCAGAAUUGGCAACAUGGACGGUUGGCCAUCUCUACGAUCGCAGCCACUGUGUUGGCUUUCGUGAUCCCCGUCGCAUACCGCGACUACCGCAUCUUCGUAUCCUAUGGACCAAACGGGGUGCCAAACAAUCUGUUCGGGUGGAUUGUAGCGGGAGUAUUGUUGCGUCCAUUCGGGAGAGAAAUGUUUGGCACAGGUCCGUAUGAACACAAGAUUCACACUGGCGAGGAUAAGAGUUUUCUGCCAUCGGGAGUGCCUUUAAGGCAGGGAGGCCGACCUGUUGUUGGGCCGCAUGUUAUACCCCAAAGACAGCUGAGCCAAACUAUCGAUAAGGGUCUCAAAGAGGGGCUUAUGAAGGAGUUCCAGGCUUUUGCCUCUCGGAAUUUACACCUCGUCAAGAUGUCUCCAUCCCGACUUGAAAAGCAGACACCUGCCCUUUUUGUGACGGAUAAUGUCUCCGGGACAUCAAUGUCCAAGUCGAUGGAUAGCGAGAUCUCACACAUCCACGGCACAAGUGAUUAUUCCGUUCAUAUGGUAUUGUCACCGGCUGAUUGCAAAAAGGUAUUUGAGUCUGAAUGGGGACAACGGCACGCCCUGUGUGGCUGCUCCAUUACUCGAUAUAUCACCAAAGGAAAGGUUCUCCGUUUGCCAGAGGAGUUCGUAUUUAUCUAUGCGCCGCGGAAUGAGGAGGAAAUCCAAAUUGUGAUGCAACUUGUUACGGCAAGCGUCAAGUAUAUGACUGGCUCGGAUGAAGUGAGGUGAAUGUGGGUCAGAGUAUGAAAAUGAUUAAUGACUACUAUCAUGUUAAUAAUAGGAUUUGCCAACUUCAGAUCAUUUCGCUGUCAAAGUGGCCGUAGCAGUUGUUCUUGGCAGGAGAAGGCUAACACCGCAUUGCGCAUAGUUGGAAUGAAAUAUUUGAUUUGAUCCACAUUUCUUCACGGACAUACCCUAUUUGAGCCCCUGUACUUUUUGGGAUCAUAGGGGCAAAGCUUGAAAUUUAUCGGGAAUCGAUACAUGGCCCAACGCAGACUGCCCUGAAAAUUCCGCGUAGGAUAGACUGGUUGUCAUCAGGCCACUGUUGCAUCGUGAUUAUCGAAUAGGCACCAUUCCUUUACCAACACG